GGGGAAGCUCGGGCCCUUGGGGGCCGAUUUCCUGCUGUCACGGCUGUGGGAGGACCACGAGAACCACGAGUCUCCUCCCAGGGCUGGACCGGGGCCAACAUCCCAGUUCCCAGCCUGCCGUGCUGCCCGGAGCGGGAGCGGGGUGCACACAGCACCGGGGGGCUCCGAGCCCCUGGAUCCCCACCCUGCUCGGCUCCGGGGUACACCAUGGUGGAGGUGACGGUGACGCCGCAGUCCUCGCUGGCCGACCGGCCGGUGCAGAUCCGUGUGCGGGGACUGUCCCCAUCCCAGCUGGUCACGCUCCGGGCCUGGCUGAAGGACGAGCAGGGCGAGUGCUUCCAAUCCCGUGCCUUUUUCCGCGCCGAUGGAGCGGGAGAGGUGGAUCCCGGGCUCCACGCCGCCCUGGGGGGCAGCUACUCCGGGCUCUGGCCCAUGGGGCUCCUGUGGUUCCUGCAGCCCGACUCGCUGUUCCGGCGGCUGGUGAAGCGGGAUGUGGCUGGCAGCCCCUUCCGCGUGCGGCUGGAGGUGUGGGACGGGCUCAGCCUGGGCACGGAUCCGCGGGAGCAGCCGCUGGCAUCCUGCGAGGCCGAGCGCUGGUACGUGGGCCCCGGAGUGCAGCGGGUGCCCAUCCGCGAGGGAAGGGUCCGUGGCGCCCUGUUCCUGCCUCCUGGUCCGGGCCCCUUUCCCGGAGUCAUCGACCUGUUUGGGGGUGCGGGGGGCCUGAUUGAGUUCCGGGCAGGGCUCUUGGCCAGCCGGGGCUUUGCCGUGCUGGCCCUCGCCUUCUUCGCCUACGACGACCUGCCCCGAGUCCUGGCCCAGCUGGACCUGGAAUAUUUCGAGGAAGCGGCUGAGCUGCUCCUCCGGCAUCCCAAGGUCCGAGGCCCUGGCCUGGGUGUGGUGGGCGUCUCCAAAGGCGCGGAGGUGGCCUUGGCCAUGGCCACCUUCCUGCCACAGGUGGCGGCCACGGUGUGGAUCAACGGCACAAGCUUCCUGUACGGAAACCCGCUGCUCUACAAGGAGCUGCGCAUCCCUGCCAUCCCCUACCACACCGAGCGCGUCCUGUUCACCGAGGUGGGAGCCAUGGACAACUCGGCCAUCUUCGACGACCCCCGGGACGCCGCGCACCGCGCCUCGGCCAUCCCGGUGGAGAGGAUCCGGGGCAAGGUGCUGUUUGUGGUGGGGGAGGCCGACCGCAGCUUCAACAGCAAGCUCUUCGCCGAGCUGGCCCUGGCGCGGAUGCCGCCGGAGAGCGGCCGGGUGCUGUCCUACCCCGGCGCCGGGCACCUCAUCGAGCCCCCCGGGUCCCCCCUGUGCAGCAACUCCGCCAUCCGUGGCACCCCCAAACCCGUGGCCUGGGGGGGAGAGCUCCAGCCCCACGCCCGGGCGCAGGAACAUUCCUGGCAGGAGAUCCUGCAGUUCUUGGAGCUCCAUCUGGGCUCGGUUGCCGCCAUGAAGCUGUGA
Messenger RNA from Melospiza georgiana, 1461 nucleotides. Its product is annotated as acyl-coenzyme A amino acid N-acyltransferase 2-like. The coding region runs from base 208 to 1461 and encodes 417 amino acids. Lineage: Eukaryota; Metazoa; Chordata; Aves; Passeriformes; Passerellidae. The transcript has 4 exons. Gene Ontology annotation, biological process: acyl-CoA metabolic process; fatty acid metabolic process. The record is from RefSeq and is a predicted model, not a curated record. Gene Ontology annotation, cellular component: peroxisome. Gene Ontology annotation, molecular function: fatty acyl-CoA hydrolase activity.